Daktulosphaira vitifoliae (grape phylloxera) is the source of this 1518-nucleotide messenger RNA. RefSeq lists its product as uncharacterized. The coding region runs from base 295 to 1233 and encodes 312 amino acids. The record is from RefSeq and is a predicted model, not a curated record. The transcript has 5 exons. NCBI's taxonomy places the organism in Eukaryota, Metazoa, Arthropoda, Insecta, Hemiptera, Phylloxeridae.
UUACCUUUGAAUCUUCCAAUUAAAAACAAAUUUUAUACAUGUGUUACUACAAUACAAUCUUCAGUAAACCCACAUAAAAUUUUCACUAUCGUUGUCGUCCCCUUCUCACCAAAGUCUCAAAGUGAUUUAACGCUCUCUUUUUCCAUAAAAACAAUAAUAUGCGCGUUUGAACUCGCUUCACUAAUUUUGUAUAAGUCGAACUGUUCGAACUCAUAUUGUUUCUUCAGUCUUUUUUCUUUCGGAUACCACUCGAAUAUAGUGUUCACAAUUAUUAGUAAAAACAUCAGUGAAAUUAUGAAAAUAAGUAUGAAGACUAAAACGAAUUCACCAUUAAUUUUAACACUUUUAAUUUUAUUAAUGAUUGGCGUAACGGUUAGUGACGAUGACAAAUGGGUGUGGGGUAGAUCGAAUGAUCAAUCGCGGGCAGACUCAAGAAUUGGUACAGUACCAUCCGGUGACGUUUCUUAUGUGGCCAGGCCUAUUUUACGCGAUCCAAACGGUCGUAGACCAAAUUUACUUUUCCAACCAGCAAACAAUCCACGUCUCGAAAAUAAGCGUUACAGAGAUGAGCCAUUAAGAGGGCCGAGGUAUGAAGUUAAUGAAGACUUUUUGCCUGAUAGAGAACCUUUAAUACCGCAACCUGCCAACCACGUAUCGGAAGCAUUUGCUAAUCGACCAGUCCGACCAUUAAGUGGAGCAGGACCCAUUUACCAACCAACUCCAGCACUAAAACCUCAAAGACCUUUAGAACUAGCUAACAUACCUCUUAGACGACCGAUAGCUGGAGCAAGUGAGCCACAAGGAGCUACCGUUGGGAUACUCACUGGUCCUGUACCAUCGUGGCAAGGACCAGUGCCACACAGAAAUGGAGACCCGACUAACUUCGAAAAAUGCAAAUGUUCGUUUUCAUUUAAUUGUAAAUCACCAGGUAUAAAGUUUGGAAGUUGUGACCAAGGAAAACAAUACUGCUGUUACAAUGAUUUUGACGAUUUCAAUGCGGCUAUCAAAGACGUAGGAGGAGAUCGUAGCGAACCAGUACCAUCAGUGUUAGUAGGUCCAGGAGCUAACAGGCCUGGCUUAAGGCCAGGUAUUUACGGUCAGGUGCCCAACAACAAUGAAUUUAUUAAUCGACAAGGAUUUUUGAACAACAAUGGUUUUUCAGAAGAACUCUCAAUCAACCAAAGACCAUUUGAUUAUGGAAGUAAACCAUUUAUAAUUCCACGGGAGUUUUAAUAAGGCUUCUAUCUUGUGUUAGAAAUAAAAGUAUUCAUUGUUUUCUAGUACAUUUUUGAAAGAAAAUAUUAUUUUGACAUUAAUUUAUUUCAAGUAAUUAAGACGCUUCAUGAAAAUUAAUUCUGUAGAAUAUUUUUAAUUACUAUGUAAAAUAUUUCUAGAAUAUUAUUUAAUAUCACUGCGUAUCUGUAUGGAUAUGUUAAUAUCGUAUGUCUAAUAUAUAAAACUACGCUAUAAAAUUAAUAUACACUAUGUGUAUUACUAUUCUUUUCAUUAUUACUAUCA